AUGAUCAACAAGAAAAGUACAUCUCAGACACCAACAAAAUCCGGAACAUCAUCAUCUCUGACUAGAAGCCGAGAAAUGAAGAAGAUUAAGAAGAGUAGUUUGGAGGAAUCCGAAGAGGUGAAGAAUUUGUUGGACAAGAUUUCUCAGCAUGAUGAUGCAAGUCCAUUCAAAUUUGCAACAAAUGAAGAAGAUAGGCUAUUCCACUCCUUGAUUUCUAUUGAGAACGAAAAUAUUGCCAUUACAACAAAUCCAUUGUAUGAGGAAAUAUCAAACAUUUUUCAUGAACAAUUAAACGUGGCCACUGAACAGAGCUCCUCCUGGAGGGACUAUUAUUCCUUUAUCAGCAAACUAAAUAAGAUUCUCACAAGUCAAGAAGAUUCAAGAUCAAUGAUUAAUGAAGAAAUAUUUGCUCAACUGAAGGAUCUUCCAUCUCAAAGAAUAAUGACUGUGUAUAAUGAAUUUCUACAAUCACAAAAGUCUCUUCCUGAUGUUUGGGAAUCCACUUUGAUGGGAAUGAUUGUUAAUAUUCUUAAUCACCAAUUUAAAUUUAGGAAAAACAUUAUUUUCGGAACGUAUAAACAUUCAUCUAUCAAAACAAGUCAAGAAGCAGUCCAAUAUGUUGACUCAUAUGCUGUUAAAGGUACAUCACUCAAGAACAAGGCAAGACUAAUUCCAGACGCGUUUGCUCAGAUUCAUAUUUUUGAAGACCAACCUUUCGUGUUCUUUAAAUGUGAAGGACAGAGAGCUGAAACAUGGACACACAAAGACCAUUUUAAAAUAUAUAUUGAAAUGAAAGGCAUGCUUAAAGACUACGGAAUACCUUUUGGUUACACCAUAAGAGAGUCCGAUAUUUUUAAUUUAUCUUCCACGGAGGGAAUUGUUGCACUAACAACAUUUAUUGAAAGUAUGUGCGAAAAUGUUUACAAUUUAGAAUUUAAUGAGGAGGAGUUUGAAGAAAAUGCACGCCUUUCUUCCUCAAGCACACCAAUGAGAGCAAAAACUCAGUCAUUAGAAAGAAUUGUAAAGGAAAUGGAUGUGAGAUUUGGUACAAACAUGCCGUCUUCAAUGCCCACAACUUCAUUUGAAACUCUUGAAGAAGGAAAACGAGUUUCAAAGAAAAUUCUUUCUGGAAUGUUUGUUAUUGGAGAGCAAAUUGAGAAAGAACAAGCAAAAGCUUCCAAUAUUGUUUAUAUAUUCAAGACUUCGAAUCCAUAUAUUUUUGUCAGAUCAUUCGACAUCACCUCAUUCGUUGGAAUAUUUUAUUGGGCUGAAACGAAAUUUUAUGAUCUGAGAUCUUAUCUAUUUUCUCUCUCUAUUAAGAAAAAUCAAGAACAAUUAUGGAUGAAAAUUCUUGACGAACAUCGAAGCGAUGACUCAAGAAGUCGCAAUGAACAUGAACACGAUGAAUUAAGUAGAAAUUUCCACCAUGAACACAAUCAACAAUCAAGAGGUACCUCUUUUGAAUCAAAUUUCAAGUAUAUUCCUGACCCAAUGAAUGAAAUAGAGUGUGCUAUUGUUUUAGAGGAACUAUUGGCCUUGAAAAAUUUCCAGUUCUUACUAAACUCUAUGAGAUGCGAUACAUCAUGCACCAGUUUUUAUGGUUCUGCAUUUUCUCAACUCUAUGGACCAGUGUUUGUCAAGGGCACUGUAUUCAGAACGGAAAAUGAAUCCGUUAUGAAACGUCUUGUCACUCUUUCUCAAACAAGAUCAACUUUUUCAAACAUUGUUCGAGUUUUUGAAUAUCAUGCAAUUAGUUCAAACUCAAAGUUGAUCAGUGUUAUUUUCAAUUUGAUGAAACAACAUAACGACAAGUGUGUUCUUGAACUGAGAAAACUUGUUAACUCUACAGAUCUCGUUAGUAUCACCAUUCUAGAGAGAUUAAUCUCUUUGGAUGAUUUUAUGAAUAUGCUGUCGGUUCGUCGUUGGUUGAACAAGUGUAGAAUCAAAUUUUUCAUGAACCUUGUGAGACAAUGUUUCGAAAUAUUGUUCCAAUUAGACCAAUUUAAUAUUCUCCAUUCGGACAUCUCUUUUGGAAAUUUAAUGAUUCGAUUGGAUCAAGAUCAUUGGAACUCUGCUUCCAGCGAUGAGGAGAAAAUUGCAAGCUUUAAGCUUGUGAUUAUUGAUUUCAACUCCUCAAUGUUGCUGAAAGAACAAGAUACAACGACGAACGAGAGCGAAGUGGUACAUAGAAAAAUUAUUCCUAAUCAAAAGGUUGAUCUUGUUUUCAAGUAUCCAUAUUCAGAACCAAGUUUAGACACAGAUGAAGCAGAUAUUUAUUCAAUGGCAGUGGUUAUUGUUAAUUAUUUACAUUACUUUCAACACAGGAACACCUUGAAUAGCGAUGAUCCUUUCCAAUCUUGUAUGGAGUACAAGAUUCUAAUGUUGGACUUUUUGAAUGAUUUUCAAACCAAUUACAAGCACAUGUAUGGAGAUGAAAUUGUGCAUCUUGUGUCGUUGCUUAAAUACAUGUUGGCAACUGGAGAAGAAGAGAGACCAGUUCUGAAGAAAAUUAAAGGCAAGUUGGAAAAGGUGAAAUCAUUAUGGACUCGCAACAUUUUAACUCGAACUCCAUUGAAGAGCAUUUCAAAUCCAAUGACCGUCCAGAGAAAUGCAAACACCAACCAUGAAUUUCCAAGAAAAUGA
Molecule: messenger RNA, 2643 nt
Organism: Naegleria fowleri
Lineage: Eukaryota; Heterolobosea; Eutetramitea; Acrasida; Naegleriidae
Exons: 3
Coding region: 1-2643 (880 amino acids)
Biological process (GO): protein phosphorylation
Molecular function (GO): protein kinase activity; ATP binding
Source: RefSeq, a predicted model, not a curated record